AUGGAGAACAAGUCAUGCCCUGAAAGCGACGGGCCAGUGCAAAUGUCAUUCAAGUUUUUAAAGGAGAUCACAAACAACUUCGCCGUGGAACUUGGCUGCGGUGCAUCUGCGGAAGUUUACAAGGGAGAGUUCAACAGACAAGCGAUUGCCGUAAAGAUUCUGCCAUUCAAGAUUGGGGUUGACGAGAGGCUAUUCCAAAAUGAAUAUGAACACCUUAAGAGGCUCAACCAUCCUAAUAUUGUGCGACUGGUGGGCUUCUGUGAUGAAACAGAGCUUGUAGAAGCAGAGUAUGAAGGGAAAAUGAUAAACGCCGAAGACAUACAUAGGGCACUCUGCCUCGAGUUCCUGCCCAACGGACCCCUUAGCAACCAUCUUCAUGAAAAUUAUCUUGGACUUGAAUGGAAAAGACACUUCCAGAUAAUCAAGGGGAUGUGUGCGGGUUUGAAAUAUAUUCAUGACGCUCCCAUUGUGCAUUUGGAUAUAAAGCCAGAAAAUAUAUUGCUAGAUGCGGAAAUGAUACCAAAAAUUGGGGAUUUUGGAAUAUCACGGGUAUUGCGCAAAGAAUGCAUCGGAGAUGCAAAUGGGACUCAGCUAGGGACAAUGGGAUACAUACCACCGGAGUUCAUACAGAAUCGAGUUAUCUCAAGAGGGUUUGACAUCUUUAGCUUAGGUGUUACAAUUAAGAAGACAAUGACCGGAGUAAUGGACUACUGGAACAUUUGCUACAUGAAAGACGAGGAAUGUAUUGAGCAUCCAGGAGUCGGUCCCAUCUUACUGUUGAGCGUGCAACCCCAGUGGCUCUGCUUCCCUCUCACUCCCACAAGGUUGACCUCCCGCCCACUGUGCCUAACAAACAACAAGGAUGAGAGUAUCGCCUUCCAGCUUCUCACGCAUAACCCAGGGAGGUACCAUACUGAGCUGCCCCUUUGUAGCGUUGUACCAUCAAAGUGCACCUACACUAUCAACAUGAUAGUGCGCGAGCAGACGAAGCAGCUACCAUCUAAUAGCAACGAGUUUCUGACCUUGAGGAGCAUCACAAUGCGCGAGAAUGAUCUCAGGAAUCUCGACCUAGACUCCAUUGCCGUCUUUUUUGAGAACACCAAUCAUGAGGUGCAAGAGAUGAUGUUGCCUGUUGUUUGUGACCCACCGGAAGAGACCACCCCUAAUCAGAUCAUAGCCAGUAAGAAUCGCCAAGUGGUGCUGUCCGUCGAUGUUCAUCCAAUCAGCCAGGUGCUGUCCAUGGAUGUGCAUCCGAAAGAGCCUUGGAUAUUGACGACCAACCAGAGGGGUACUCUUUGCAUUUGGAACUACCAGAAUAAGGAAACGGUGAAAUCCUUUGAAGUUAGUCCGGGAGAACCAGGCACACUUCUGACUUGUGUAUCCACAUUUCUCUACUCAUGA
Messenger RNA from Aegilops tauschii subsp. strangulata, 1401 nucleotides. The record is from RefSeq and is a predicted model, not a curated record. Lineage: Eukaryota; Viridiplantae; Streptophyta; Magnoliopsida; Poales; Poaceae.